AUGGAUCUUCACCGGAGCUCGAUUGUUCUGGUGAUCCUUUCCAUUUUAAUCCCCGCGACGCUAUCUAUGCGUUACGAGCUACAGUCCGGUCACACGAAAUGCAUCUCCGAGGAGAUUCACGCCAACGCCAUGUCCGUCGGCAAAUACAGCAUCGUAAAGCCUCACGAAGAUCAACCUCUCCCUGCUUCCCACAAAAUCAUCGUCAGGGUCACAUCGCCGCAAGGAACGGCUUAUCACGAGGCGAACGGAGUGGAUUCGGGGCAUUUCGCGCUAACAGCGGCGGAAACAGGAGAUUACAUAGCUUGCUUCUCCGCCGAGUAUCACGAACCGCAAACGACGCUGACCAUUGACUUUGAUUGGAAGACGGGUAUACAUACCAAGGACUGGUCUAAUGUCGCUAAGAAGAGCCAAGUCGAAAUGAUGGAGUUUGAGGUUAAGAAGUUAUUCGAUACCGUUACUUCCAUCCAUGAUGAGAUGUUUUAUCUACGGGACAGGGAAGAAGAAAUGCACCAACUGAACAGAUCGACAAAUUCCAAGAUGGCAUGGUUGAGUCUUGUGUCACUCGGCGUUUGUUUAUCGGUGGCAGGUCUUCAGUUUUGGCACUUGAAGACUUUCUUCGAGAAGAAGAAGCUCAUCUAA
Molecule: messenger RNA, 639 nt
Organism: Microthlaspi erraticum
Lineage: Eukaryota; Viridiplantae; Streptophyta; Magnoliopsida; Brassicales; Brassicaceae
Source: the annotation of a GenBank genome assembly